This is a messenger RNA of Girardinichthys multiradiatus, 5054 nucleotides long. Its product is annotated as prospero homeobox protein 1-like. Bases 463 to 3114 code for a protein of 883 amino acids. The record is from RefSeq and is a predicted model, not a curated record. The transcript is spliced from 7 exons. Lineage: Eukaryota; Metazoa; Chordata; Actinopteri; Cyprinodontiformes; Goodeidae. Gene Ontology annotation, molecular function: RNA polymerase II cis-regulatory region sequence-specific DNA binding; DNA-binding transcription factor activity, RNA polymerase II-specific. Gene Ontology annotation, cellular component: nucleus. Gene Ontology annotation, biological process: regulation of transcription by RNA polymerase II.
GCGUCUUCGCGUAUCCUUCUUUUUUUUCCUCCCGUCCUUCUUGUUUCUUUACGCUGAGGGUCUUCCAGUCCGCUCAGACGGGAUAAAGAGAGCGCCUGGACGCGGAGCCGGCGGAGGGGUGCGCUCGAUAACUACACACUUCCCAUCCCGGGAAGAGAGCGGCGCGCAGGAACACACGCUCUCUCCAUCUCUCCUUCUCCUUUUACUCCCUCUCUUUCUCUCUGCGUGCUUUUCCCCUCUCCCUCCAGUGCAUACACGCACGCUCCGCGCGCACACGCAUACGUCUCCACUUGGCCGUAGUAAAUUACAGCAUUGAUCUCAAAGGCAAGUGUGGAUCUGUCUCUUCUGUUCGCUCCUUGCUCGACGGAGGGACUCGGAGAGACGCUGAGGAAAAAAGCUAAUCGUCUCAGUGUGCGUUUGACUGUGAGGCCCCCUGGACAUGUCUGUUAGCUGCCCUGCGUGAUGCCUGAUCAUGACAGUACCACCCUCCUAACCAGACAAAACAAACGCAGACGUGUCGACAUUGGGGUGAAAAGGACUGUGGGUAGUGUGAUAUUCCCCCGUGCCCAGGAGACUCUGCUCGACGCCAUGAACCAGUCACACGGCCCCGAUCAGGAUGGAAACUGCUCAUUGGUGAGUCAUGGCCACGGGGCCACCAAUGGUGACGGAGAAAAGUCAAACGUCCUCAGAAAGCUGCUGAAGAGGGCCAACUCUUAUGAAGAUGCCAUGAUGCCUUUUCCUGGGGCUACAAUAAUCUCCCAGUUAUUAAAGAACAACAUGGGAAAGAAUGGAGGGAGUGACUCUGGCUUUCAGGGUAGUGGAGCUUUGUCCAGUGGAGGUUCCGAGAUUCAGGCUGAAGACGCCUGUAGUAACUCUUCAAGGGACAGUCCAUCCGACUGCCUUUCCCCUGCUCCUCCUCUACCUCCUCCAUCCUCCUCCUCCAACUUUGGACGGCCACCACCGCCCCCAAAUCACAUGUCACACAGCUCUUCUCAAUCCUUAUCUACUUUCGACCUGGAACGUCUGUCGGAUGAACACCUCCGCGCCAAGAGAGCCCGCGUGGAAAAUAUUAUCCGUGGCAUGAGUCACUCCCCGCUGGUCCGUCCCAAUGGCAGCGACCACAACCAAGAAGGCAAUCGUGAGAAUGAAAAUGGCAGCAGCAACAGUAACGACCACAGAGUAGAGGACGGCGGUCACAACAGCAGCCGCCGUGGUGAUUGCCCUUCCCUCCUGAGCUCUCCUGGUUCACGAGGAGGAGUGGUUGGCAUUGGUGAAGUCUACAGAGAGAAUAAGAGGAAGCAGCGUCUCCCCCAGCAGCAGCACAGUUUCACCCAGCUGGUUUGUUCCAGACAGGAGCAGAGACAGGAAGAGAGAAGGCAGCUCAAACUACAGCUUGAAGACAUGCAGAAACAACUGCGGCAACUUCAAGAGAAGUUCUAUCAGAUCUAUGACUCUGAGACAGAGGAAGAGGAAGAAAAUAUAGUGAAUGGAGAGGCCAACCGAGGGAGGGACAGAGAGGAGGAUGGCAACCUUUCAGAGGACAGUAUACGCUCUGAUGGGCUGGAGGAGAGUCACAGAGACAGAGGGCGGCAUAAGCAUGACGACCAUUCCGAACUGGACCCAGGACUGUUCCUGGACCGAGCCCUCCUCCGUGAGCAAGCCUUGAUCGAUGGAGAAAUGGAGGAGGAUGCUGACAGCCGAGAAGGGGAAAGAAAUGGGGAAAUGGUGAUAAAGAGGAGAGCAGUAGCAGGAGGUGGGGGAGGAGGAGGUAGGCAGUUGGCCGAGACGCUAAAGCAGGAGCUGAACUGUGCUGUGUCACAGGUUGUUGACACCGUCGUCAAAGGGUUCUCCUCGCCCAAGCAGACCGCCAGUCACCAUCAUGGCUGCCACAGCAGUACACCAGCUGCGCCUUCUUCUUCCUCCAACUCAUCCUCAUCCUGUCCACCACCUUUCGGGCCACUACCCCCACUUACCCCAGACUCACGCUUUGGUGGUGGUAAUUUGGCACUCAGUCUGAACAGUGAAGGCAGUCCCACCCCUAACUAUCAUUCCUCCAACCAGAGGCUGCACUGCUUUGGGGAUGUAAUCAUCCCCAGCCCACUGGAUUCAUUUGGCGGUCUGAGCAGCAGGCUAAGCGGUGUGCCAACACCCAACGAUCAAACAGAAGCACUGCCGCUGGUAGUGCGCAAAAGUGGUGGGAGUGGAGUAGAGACCACAAACCCAUCUCUUCCUCCCCCUCCACCUCCUCAUCAUCCCUCCCUUCACCCGUCCCCACUCACAACUUCUCUCAGCUUCAGCCAUCCAUCAUUUCGCCACCCGUUUCCUCUCCCCCUCAUGGGUUACCCCUUUCAGAAUCCCCUGGCGUCACAUGGAGGUGGAGGUGGCUACCCUCCAGGACCAAAAGACCACAGUAGGGUAUCCCCCGACUCUAUGGACAUAACCCGGGAAACUGUCAGCCUCAGAACCAAAAUGGCGUCCCUCGGAGGGGGCCACAUGGGUCACCAUCACCACAGGCAGAGCUCUCCGAGCCAGCAUGGACCCGAGGGCUUGUCGCUGUCACUCAUCAAGUCAGAGUGUGGAGAUCUGCAGGAUAUGGCUGACAUAUCUCCCUACUCGGGCAGCACUAUUCAGGAGGGCUUGUCUCCAAAUCAUCUAAAGAAAGCCAAGUUGAUGUUCUUCUACACUCGUUACCCUUCCUCCAACAUGCUCAAAAUGUUCUUUUCUGACGUCAAGUUUAAUCGGUGCAUCACCUCCCAACUGAUCAAGUGGUUCAGCAACUUUAGAGAGUUCUACUACAUCCAGAUGGAGAAGUUCGCCCGGCAGGCUAUCAACGAGGGUGUGACUGUGGCUGAGGACCUGACAGUGAGCCGAGAUGCAGAACUCUUCAGAGCACUCAACAUGCACUACAACAAGGCCAACGACUUUGAGGUUCCCGAUCGAUUUCUGGAGGUGGCCCAGGUGACGCUUCGCGAAUUCUUCAAUGCCAUUGUGGCCGGAAAGGACGCAGACCCAUCGUGGAAGAAGGCCAUCUAUAAAGUGAUCUGCAAACUAGACAGCGACGUUCCAGAGGUCUUCAAAUCUCCCAAUUGUCUCCAAGAACUCCUCCAUGACUGACUACGACAUGUGAGGAAGCCAGGCAAGAGGAACAAACCUCCAAGGACUGUCAGAAGACUGUAAAACCAGUCCUCCUUAGAGAUCUUUGUUGUUUUGGUUCAACUCGGAGGAGGUUUUAACAGCCCGUCUUUCAAAGAGAACACUGCCCUUAAUAAGAUUUUAUAUAAAGAGCUGCUCCUCUUAAAUGACAAAAAAGGGCUCAAGGUCAAUUUUAGAUAUUUAUGUCUGGACCUUUGGAAAUUAAAAGCAAAAAUAUGAGCAACUAAUCCUCCUCGCACUUACAGAAAAGAUUUUCUUCUCCACCUUGUUCAAACUUUUUCUUCAUCCUUCUCAAGGGAAAAAUAGAUGAAAGGGAUGCUGGACAGGAGUGAACUAAUAACAAAGAUGAUAAUAUAUUAAAAAAAAUCUUCUUAUUGUGGAUGUUUUUAAGUUAGAUGGACAAUUUUAAAGAAAAAAAGUGAUGUUUCUGUAUUUUCUCCUCCUUUGUAUAAGUCCCCAUCCUUUUCUCCUAUGAAUCAUGCACACAUGUAGGAAAGCACAGUAGCAUCCCUAUCCCUUAGCUGAACACAGAAAGGCUGAGGAAAAAUGAGAAAGUUGCUGUUUUCCCUCAUCUUUUUACUCUUUACUUUUUUUAACUGUAUUGACACUGUAUGUUUGGAACGUGUGGCUCCAUCUCUUUUUUGCUGCCCCUCGAAAGCAUAAGAGGCAGUUUAACUUUAGUGCAUUUCUCUAAAACACACAAAUCCCAAUGAUACUCUGCGCCUUGAAAAAGUAUUCCUACCCCAAGUGGUUGCACUGGACUUUAUUUAGGGGUAUCAGUGUAAAAAUAUUUUUAUUGGUGUCAUUUUCUUCCACUUUAUGUUUACAUGCCACUUUGUGUUGGUCUAUCACAUAAAAUCUCAAUAAGUUUUUUUUGUUUGUUUGUUUUUUGUGGUUGAACCAUGAAAAAUUGUGAAGAAGUUCAAGGGGUAUAAAUACUUUCUCAAGGCACUUCACGUAUCUCAAGUUUCUUUUAGAGAAAUUAGUCAAGUAAUUUAUUUCCUUAAACUUCAGUUGUGGGGUUUGAUUGCUUAAUUUAAUUCUAAAGCAUUGCUAAAUGUGGAUGCUGUAGCGGUGACCUAUAUAAAUGAGACAAGAAAAAGCCAGCUUGGUUAUUUUGUCUGACUAAUAUUGAGUAUUAUCAAAAGAAAUCCUGCAGAUAAAGCGUGAUAAGGAACUGUUAUUCACAGUUGCAUAUGAACACUACAUGCAUAUUUUUCCCAGGAUUCACAUGAAUCUUUCCCACUCUUUUUUUAAAUCCCCUAUAAAGUGACAUAUUUGCACCAGGAUUAUGAUGCACAGUAGCUAACCUUUUCAAUAGAAUUCAAAAUUACAGUAGAUUUCUAAUUAGUUAUUAUUACUAGAUCAGUUGAUAUUAGAGAUUAUUGGUGCCUUGUAUUUGUAUUUGGAAGUCCAAUUUGACUGGUUUCCAGUUUCAAAUGGAACAAGAACACCUGUAGUCGUACAUUCAAAUUAGGAAAGUUAGAGAUAUCCAAGACAUUGUAGGUAUAAAGUAUUUCUAAGCUUAUCAGUUUGAAUUUCACUAAAACUGUGGCGCAAAUAGAGCUGUACAACCUCUACAUGGUAGUUGGUUCAAGAGUGUGGCCUGGGGGCCAUUUGCAGCCCACAGAAUGAUUUUGCCUGGCCCAAAACCACAGUGCAACAUCUGCAAAAAUUUGGUCCACCCACGGUAGAUACACUAGGGUGAAAUUCAUAUUGAUGCAAAUCUCUUGAAUUGAGGUGCAGACAAAUUAAAAUUUUCACAAUAUGUAAAAUCUUCUGUAUAGCGUAAAGUAUUUGUAUUUUAUUUACUGUGUUUUUAGCUUUUGCAGUGACAUCCAAUGACUAAUAAAAAAAAAACAUUUAUUAAACUUGGCUAAAUAAAGCAAAAAAAAAAAAAA